CUCAAUUGCAUUCAGAACAGCUCUUCAGAACUGCAUGGGUGCCACUGGAGUACACGUCUCUUCUCUUGUCAACUCGUCUUCUCUUCAUCAUGAUAAACACAUUUCACAGUAGCUACAAUCCCCCACCCGUGCCUCCACGGGCAGGGUACAGCAAACCCCAGCCAGUGGGAAAUACAGCUUUGGUCAAGAUUUUGUCAGUGAUUCUACUGAUGUUAAUGAUGCUGACAUUCGGAGGCUUCGUCUACAUGUUCAAGAAACUCAACCUGCUGCAGCUCCAUGGGAGUUAUCAUGAAGACGGGACGGACCUGCUGAGACUAGAGGACUGUCUGAAAGACAAAUUUGGAGAAAACUCAGAGGCAGAAUGUAGGGAACUGAUAUCGGUCAUAGAAAAGGUUUUACAAUCAAAUAAAAAAGUGUCUAGAUUAACUGCAGGACCAACUGGACCGGCUGCACACAUGGUUCUUUUCACCAAACAGAAAGAUACGAGUGAGUUCACAAGGUCAAACAACCUUUUUUGGGAUCUAGACCAUUCACUGAUACAGGAGGUACAGCUCAGCAGCAAAGGGGACAUGUUGAUCAUCCAAAAACCUGGAAUCUAUUUUAUCUACUCCCAAGUCACCUUCUCCAAACAAUCUAAAGGUGCAUUAAAGCAAGCCAUAAGGGUCACCGGACCCGAGAAACAGGAAGACAAGGAGCUACUCAAGGGUUUUUGCAGCUUGAAUGACAGGACAUCAAAUUUGUGCACAGCCUCCCUGGCGGGGGUGUUCCAACUACAGAAAGACCAAAAGCUCUAUGUUACAGCAACAAACACAUCCUUGGUGAACAGGGACUCCUGCAGCUUUGGAUUAUUCAAAUUAUGGUAAAGAACUCUCAGGAACUGAACUGUUCAAGAUGGAGAUAGAGAUGGAUGAUGCGAGACAGUGAGGAAAUUGAUGCACUAUAUUUAAACGGAUACCGUGAUGAUUACGUGACAUAUGAAAGAUUUCAGCUCCCACGGUGCACCUCUUCUCAUUGACGUCAAACCACAAUCCAAGUUUAGGGCAUACAAGGAAAUCACGUAAAUCUUUCUGAAUAAGGGAACCUCCUGGAAUUUCCUUUCAGCUUUAUCGUUCAUUGCAAAUAUAAUUCAAUAAGAAUACCAUGGAUGUUUUCAAACCACUAUAGUGGCAGUGUUUGUAUGGAAUUAUUUAUUGCUUUCCCCUUUUCUCUGUUUUUUCUGCUUCCCUUUUUUUAAUAUUUUAUAAAUUAUAAUAAUAAACUAUUGAAUUAAUAAUAAAUAUAUUUAUUUAGGUAUAUGUUUGACAAACUUAUAUCUGAUGCUUAAAUCUUACCUUGAGUAGGCUAUUUAUUUUAAAUUUAGGCAACAAACUUUAAAAAAAAAAUCUGUUCC
This is a messenger RNA of Pimephales promelas (fathead minnow), 1390 nucleotides long. RefSeq names its product CD40 ligand (gene cd40lg). Gene Ontology annotation, cellular component: membrane. Gene Ontology annotation, biological process: immune response. The record is from RefSeq and is a predicted model, not a curated record. Gene Ontology annotation, molecular function: tumor necrosis factor receptor binding. NCBI's taxonomy places the organism in Eukaryota, Metazoa, Chordata, Actinopteri, Cypriniformes, Leuciscidae.